AACUUCCAAAAAAGGAAAAUGGUGAAUACUUAUGCGGAUGAAGCUGUGCUGACGAAUGUAAAGCCUGACUAUGAUCGAACAAGCGAAUUAAAAGCUUUUGACGACACAAAAGCCGGCGUCAAGGGACUUGUGGAUGCUGGAAUUUCGGAGGUUCCCAGGAUUUUCCAUCACCCACAAGAUAAUUUCAAGGUCUCAAGGGAUACCCUCUUCAGUAUCCCCAUCAUCGACCUUGAAGGAGUAGGGAAAGACCCGGUUAAGCGCAGGGAUGUCGUGGGACAAGUCCGGGAAGCAUCAAAGAAGUGGGGAUUCUUUCAGGGGAUUAACCAUAGUGUUCCGGUUAGUGUUAUGGAGGAGAUGAAAGCUGGUGUUCGUCGGUUUUUUGAGCAGGAUCUUGAGGUCAAGAAACAAUACUUCAGUCGUGACCUUGCACCAUCUGUGGUGUACAAUAGCAACUUUGAUCUGUUUUCUUCCCCGGCAGCCAACUGGAGAGAUACACUUAUCUGUCUCAUGGCUCCUCAUCCUCCUAAGCUUGAAGAAUUACCAGCAGUUUGCAGGGAUAUAAUGGUUGAGUACUCCAAGCAUGUGAUGAGUUUAGGGAGUUUACUCUUCGAGUUGCUAUCAGAGGCUUUGGGGUUGAACCCCAACCACCUGAAAGAUAUUGAAUGUGCCAAGGGCUUAGCAAUGCUUGGCCAUUACUAUCCUACAUGUCCCCAACCUGAACUGACUCUGGGCACAAGCAAGCAUGCUGAUGAUGACUUCAUCACUGUCCUUCUGCAAGACCAUAUCGGUGGCCUCCAAAUUCUUCAUCAGAAUCAGUGGAUUGACGUGCCUCCGGUUCCAGGAGCUCUGGUUGUUAACAUAGGAGAACUGCUCCAGCUUAUAUCAAAUGAUAACUUUAUAAGUGCAGAGCAUAGAGUGCUGGCAAAUUGUGUAGGACCAAGAGUAUCAGUGGCAUGUUUCUUUAGCACCAAUCUUAUGCCAGAAACGAGGCUUUAUGGGCCAAUUAAGGAACUGUUAUCAGAAGACAACCCUCCAAAAUACAGAGAGACAACUGUGAGAGACUAUGUCACCUACUUCAAUCAAAAAGGCCUCGAUGGCUCCACUGCCCUGACGCAUUUCAAGCUGUGAAAUCAACUUGACAAUGGAGAUGAACUUGAUAGACUCUUUGUGGAUUAAUAAACAUUUGUUCUUUAAUAAAAAAGAAAUAAGUGUGUGUUUAUCAUAUUUGUAAGCUUUAGCAAUCCUAAGGUACAUGUACUCCUCGAUUAAUCAGUGUCGUUAACUAUCAUACAUUAUGUACGUAGUUUGUUCAUUAAUCCUAAGACUCUGUGAAAUACAUUAUUACAUUAUGU
Messenger RNA from Rubroshorea leprosula, 1352 nucleotides. NCBI's taxonomy places the organism in Eukaryota, Viridiplantae, Streptophyta, Magnoliopsida, Malvales, Dipterocarpaceae. The record is from the annotation of a GenBank genome assembly.